Penaeus monodon (black tiger shrimp) is the source of this 1771-nucleotide messenger RNA. RefSeq lists its product as uncharacterized. The coding region runs from base 874 to 1212 and encodes 112 amino acids. Lineage: Eukaryota; Metazoa; Arthropoda; Malacostraca; Decapoda; Penaeidae. The transcript has 2 exons. The record is from RefSeq and is a predicted model, not a curated record.
ACAAGGACAAAUAUUUUAAAACUAAUUCUUAUUUUUUUUAUGUAACUAAACCUCGUUUUUGUGCCUGAUGAGUAAAAAAACAUAGCUUCAUAAAAUCAUGAAUUAACUACCUCUUAGUAUUAUAUUUUUCCCCUUUAUGUACCACAAAAUUCCUUUGCAAUUUCAGUCUCCUAGUUCAGCAAAAAACAGUAAUACAGCGGGUACGAAGAUGUUAAGAAAUAAGAGGUAAUUUGGAUAGUUUGAAAUCUAUUGUAAGUCCAUCAGGUGUCUUUUAACGAAGCAGUUUAUUAAUUUACUUAUGUAUUUAUUUAUUUGUUCAUUCAUUCAUUGUAGCAAUGGUGAUGUCAAGUAAAUAUAAGUUCAUCUUUGUGAUAUAACAUUAUGAACGAAAUAUUGCAGUGUUUUGGGGGAAAUUGCAGGAAAGUUUUUUUUAUUUGUAAUAUUGCAAAGUUCCUUUUCGUUACUGAUGAAUCUGCAUAUGACCCAAAAUUGAAAGUACUUAUGUUACAGGAUGUUAUAUAUGUUAUAAUUGCUAUAUACGAUUAACUUUGUUUUCAUAAAGUUUAGGCCUAUAUCAUAUACGAUUUAUAAGAAUUACUCUGAAUCCCCGUCGAGUGAAAUGUGUUGGUGUUUAAAUAGUUCUUUAUUUUAUGUCCAAUAUCUCUCUCUCUCUCUCUCUCUCUCUCUCUCUCUCUCUCUCUCUCUCUCUCUCUCUCUCUCUCUCUCUCUCUCUCUCUCUCUCUCUCUCUCUCUCUCUCUCCUCUCACCAGACUGCAGUUUGCAAAGUGAAGUUGAGCAAAGCUUGGAAGCAGCCUCCAAGUUCUCAUUCUCAGCUGUAAUUCAAGAAUUUAGUAUUAUAUACACACACACGCCAUGUUCUUUUUAAAUCUAUUGAGGACCCUGUCGUUCCGGGAAGCAUAUGACAGGAUGAGGUGGGACGCCCUCAGGGAUAAGUCGCCCUACGAGCACAGGCUGGUCGAAGAUAUCCCUGAAGUCAUGCAGACCCUGUUGCUCUACGUGGCCAUGUGGAAACCCCACAUUGAUAACAUAUUUCCCCUCCCGCCAAAUGCGCACGAGUUGGAAAAGAAUCUCAGGUUUAGAAUUGUUUACAGAGAGUUCCCCUGGAUCACAGAGCUGUUUUCCGGCGGAUCCCCCAGUUUCCAGGUGCAAGGCUGGGGUGGCCCUGCUGGUGGUGAGGGAGUACGUCGCUAGCCUCGAGGUCGCCCUCCUGGACCCGCCGGAGGCAUGGCACGAUGUCGGAAAGGACGCUCAUGGCCUAUCUCAAGCAGCCCUUCCUCACGAUAAUCCCCUACAGCUUUGUGAGCGGCGUCAGGCCCUUGCUGAAGAAAAUGACCAAGGGGCAGUCGAUCUUGCUUGAUCAAAUCGUCUUUGUCAUGCGUGCCAUUGCCAGAGAUCAACACGGGCACGUUAACGGCGACCAGCUUCUCCAGCUAGCCAGAUUCUGGGCUGUGGCGAUAGUGCGCCGGCACAGCAUCAAGGACAGCCUUCAGUGAACUUUACGUGGCAAGAAAGGGUAUUAUGAAGGCAUAGCUCGUGUGCUCUUCACCCUUGCUCACUGGAAUGUGAGGGAGAGAGAGAAUCCCUUCAGCAUGGUCUUUCAAUUAAACACGACUCUGUCACCAGAGGCACUAGACUUGAGCGAUGAAAGGGUAUCUCUAUAGAGACCAAAUUUUGUUUCAUCCACAUGCACGCACAGGUGUGUGUGUGUGUGUUGUGUGUGUGUGUGUGUGUGUGUGUGUGUGUGAGUGUG